GUGGCUCGGCUGGCUGCGACCACUGAGGCUGCAGCAUCGAUGGCUCGCGAGUCCGCAAUCAGCAAGAAGUCGAGGAGCGGCAGCUCGAGAGCGGCAGCUCGAGAACGACCGGCCUCGCCGGGAACGCCUCCCGGCCACACCUCGGCGAUCGUGCGCUUUGGCCCGCCGUCCUCCGGCCCGCGGUCGGCAACUUGCAAAGUAUACGUGCCGCCGCACAACUUGGAUACGUCUGUGGUGCGCAGCUUUGUCUGCCCUGCGCCGGGCUGCGUGGCGUGCUACGCGACAGCGGCGGGGUUAUACCAGCACAAGCGGACAUACCACCCUGAGACGAUCGCCUCGCGCGGCAGCCCGCGCGGCGCCAUCUCGUACGACGGCGAUCGCCGCUUCGAGUGCCCCGCGUGCGACAAGUGCUACAGCAGCAGCCAAGGGCUCUACCAGCACAAGCGCGCCAAGCACCCGUGGCUGAUCAACGAGCGGGAGAGGGGCUACACGCGCCUGUCGGGAAGCCCAUCCAUUUGUGAAUGAGUAGGCCCCGACGCAGAGCGCUGCGUGUGCAGAGCGAUUGUGUUCCGCGUCUUCCCUCCGCACACAAGGCCGGAACAGUGUAGUCUUUGUCGCUCUGCGCCCAGAGGCCAGAGCCGAUUAGCGAUAUUAGCGCGGCUUCCCUGAGUGCCAUCUAGCAUGGAGUGGACAGACGUGGUAGACACCCCGUCAUCCACAUUCGCGGAGAGGGAUGACAGUGCUGUGCGGCUGUGCGAUGAUUGUUUGUCUGAAGCUGCGUCUCAGCACUCAGGCUG
Messenger RNA from Emiliania huxleyi CCMP1516, 797 nucleotides. RefSeq lists its product as hypothetical. The record is from RefSeq and is a predicted model, not a curated record. NCBI's taxonomy places the organism in Eukaryota, Haptophyta, Isochrysidales, Noelaerhabdaceae. The transcript has a single exon. Bases 40 to 525 code for a protein of 161 amino acids.